AAGGGAAAGGGAGGCCGACAGGCAGCAGGGCUCCUGAGCGGGAGGAGGAUGGACAGCAAGCCGCUCCUGCAGGAGAGACCCCCCGCCUACAGCCCCAGCGCCCACAGCAGCGACUACGGCGCCCCCGCCAACUACGGAGCCAUCCCCGCAGGGCCGCCUCCGGGCUUCCAGCCGCCCCCGCCCUACUCCUUCCCCACCGCCGGACCCGGGGCAGGAUAUGUUGUUCCUCCAGGUCCGUCUCCACAUAACUACCCCAACACAACGUACACAAUAAUCCAGCAGCCCCCCUCCACCACAUCAGUUGUCGUUGUUGGCGGCUGCCCAGCUUGCAGAGUUGGCGUGUUGGAAGACACAUUCACUUGUCUCGGUGUGCUUUGUGCCAUUGUAUUUUUUCCUAUUGGGAUUCUCUUCUGUCUUGCACUGAGGCAACGAAGAUGUCCGAACUGCGGCGCGGCGUUCGGUUAAGGGAUCAAUAGAAACAGGCUGUUGGAAGCAAUUAACUAUUGUAAUACCUUUUUUUCUAAUGUAAAUGUCAUAUACAAUCAUGUCGAUGCUUCAGAGCUGAUUUUGUAAAAGUACGAUAAGAUUUACCCUCUCACUUUUCUUGCAUGCAAAACCGAUCUAGAGGCAUGUCUCUCGCAAGGCACAGGUUCAACCUAGUUUUGUGUCUUAAAUUCAACUUUUUGGGAAAUUUAAAUAAAACCGCUUUUUUGCAACUUCA
Sceloporus undulatus (fence lizard) is the source of this 721-nucleotide messenger RNA. RefSeq names its product brain protein I3 (gene BRI3). NCBI's taxonomy places the organism in Eukaryota, Metazoa, Chordata, Lepidosauria, Squamata, Phrynosomatidae. The record is from RefSeq and is a predicted model, not a curated record.